CAUCUACCAAAUCAGUCCCCAAUAUGUCUGAAAACGGUCCUCUCCUUUCUGCGGUGUUUGAUCCGUCAGGGUCACACCUCGCUUCCGCCAUCGUGGCACUCGACGCCCACAAGGUCCGAGUCCAGUCCACCCAGCCAGGCAACUCGGCCUUGGCUCACGCGUUCGCCUUGGAUAAGGGCAGCAAAUUGACCAGCGUGUCGUGGGGCGCAUUGUCCCUGAGUGGUGGCCAGAAGAAGCAGAAGACUGCGGCGAUCGAGCACCAGAUGGUGGCCAUUGGGUUGAACAAGGGCCACAUUCUUCUCUACUCACCAACACAGAACGAAGUGGUUGCCAAGUUAGAAACUCCACAAGGCACCUCCAUCACCGAUUUUCAUCACUCCGAGCUCACCGGAACUGGUUGGUCGGUGGAUAUUACCGGCACCAUCAUCGAAUGGGACCUCCUCACCUUCAAGAUGAAACAAAAGCUCACCUUGGUCCAGGACAACGAGAUCAAGACCGUGCAGACCAUUAUCCACGCCAACGCCCCGCACUUGUUGGUAGCUUCCCACAGCGUAUACUUGGUCGAUCCACGCGCCCCUGAGGAGGCGAUUGCAACGUUCCCGGGCCACGUUUCACCCGUGCACACCAUCUUGCCUGUGAAUGACAACCUCUUCUUCACCGCGGCCAUGGGUGACCGCUUCAUCAACCUCUACUCUAUUGCCAAGCGCGCCACCCAGACGGUGUUUGUAGCACAGUCCAACGUAGUGGCAAUCUCCUUUGUGGAGUUUGACGGUCACUCUGUAUUAGCAGCGGUCACCGAGGACGGCCUCGUGGAGGUGUUCACCGAUGCACUCGUCUCAGCGGAGGUGUCCAACAAGAGAAGAAAUGCCAGAGGCGUGCAGUCGCGGUCGGCAAACGCCACUAUCAAGCUCCAGAGACCGUCUGGGGAUAAGGUGGCGAUCAACUCGGUCGUGAACUUGGACAGCCAGAUUGUAGUGGCGUGGUUGGAGGAGGCUAGCAUUCCGUACUUUGAGCGGAUCAACUGGUUGACCACGGAAGAUAACCAGACGGUGUUGCUUCUGGGUGAUGUGAUGCUUGAGAAGAGCAGACCGAGCAUGAAGCCGACCGACCACUCGCUCUUCGGCCACGACGUGGCCGCACCAAAGCAUUACAACGAAGGGAAUGCGGUCGUCACCAGCGGUGACAACUUCAAGGACCUCGAAAACGAGAGCGAGGAGGAGGCGGAAGAGGCGGAGUCUCUUGCGGAGAGAUUGCAGAAAUUGAACGUGGAACCAAAAAAGAAGAAAAAGGCACAGACUGGGUCCUUGACGGUGGUGUUAUCGCAGGCGCUCAAGGCAAAUGACCACACGUUGUUGGAGACGGUGUUGAACAACCGUGACGCGACCAUCAUCAAAAACACAAUUAGACGCUUGGACUCCGCGUUGGCAGUGGUCUUAUUGAACCGUUUGGCCGACAAGGUGUCGCGUCAGUCCACACGCCAAGGCCAGUUGAACGUGUGGAUUAAGUGGAUCAUGGUGUUACACGGGGGGUACAUGGUUUCCUUGCCAAACUUGGCUCAGACCUUGGCGUCACUCUACGCCACUCUCCACAGACGCUCCGCCAUGUUGAAUAAGUUGAUGGAGUUACAGAACCAUUUGAACAUGUUGCACUCACAGGUCAGUUUAAGACGCGAUAUCUUGGGCAGAGCCACUGGUGUCGAGAAUCCAAAUGAUGUUGAGGGCGAUUCUGACGUGGAGUACAACGAGGAGUGGGACGAUGCCCGCGAGGAGAAUUUGAUUGAUGACGGCGAGGAGGAUUUUGACUCCAUGGAUGAGAUUGAUAUGGAGCAGGAUGAUUACAGCGUGGAAGAAGGCAGCAGCGACGGCGAGGAGGACGACGACACAAAUAUCAAUUCCAUGCUAGAUUUGGAGGCGGAAGAGGGGGAUAGUGAUGUUGAAGUUGGUGUGGAUUACGGUUUAGAGGAAGAGGAAGAAGAGGAGGAUGAGUUGGCGCAUAUUAAGAAUGCUAAAAGUCGUCGCUAAAAGGUCAUCGGGCCUAAGUCCAGGCUAGAAAGCACAGGAUAUUGCCUCUCCAAAGUUAGCAAGCAUAGUUUUAGCCUUCAGAUCAUGUAUAAUAAGUAAAUAAAGCAUUUUAAGUGGA
Babjeviella inositovora NRRL Y-12698 is the source of this 2139-nucleotide messenger RNA. Its product is annotated as WD40 repeat and Utp12 domain-containing protein. The transcript has a single exon. Lineage: Eukaryota; Fungi; Ascomycota; Pichiomycetes; Serinales. The record is from RefSeq and is a predicted model, not a curated record. Gene Ontology annotation, biological process: maturation of SSU-rRNA from tricistronic rRNA transcript (SSU-rRNA, 5.8S rRNA, LSU-rRNA). Gene Ontology annotation, molecular function: protein binding. Gene Ontology annotation, cellular component: nucleolus. The coding region runs from base 24 to 2021 and encodes 665 amino acids.